Molecule: messenger RNA, 7188 nt
Organism: Nannospalax galili (Upper Galilee mountains blind mole rat)
Lineage: Eukaryota; Metazoa; Chordata; Mammalia; Rodentia; Spalacidae
Gene: Dysf
Product: dysferlin
Exons: 57
Coding region: 567-6971 (2134 amino acids)
Biological process (GO): monocyte activation involved in immune response; plasma membrane repair; T-tubule organization
Cellular component (GO): T-tubule; membrane; cytoplasmic vesicle
Molecular function (GO): calcium ion binding; calcium-dependent phospholipid binding
Source: RefSeq, a predicted model, not a curated record
UGAGCGAGAGAGCCUGAGGUGCGCCUGCUCCUAGCGCUUCUCCCUGGAUCUCUCUUCCUACCCAGGGCGGUCGGACUGGCUUCUGGAUAGUUACCCGAUCCCGGUGGCCAGAGCGGGCGACCCGCUCCGCGCAGCUCUCGCCCGAGGUGGAAAGUCAGGGGACGAGCCAAGGUUUCUCUUGUCCUAGACUGGGCUGCGCAGGACGCUGGGAGCCCUGCUCCAGCCUCGAGCCAUUGCGGCCACCGCCCAGCCCGCAGCUACGCGGUCUAGUGCAAAGUGCCGUGUCAUUGGAAAAGCCGGAGGCCGGGGCACUGAAUUAGAGCUCCAUGCAUCCCCGGUAGGGCUGCGGAGGUGGGACAUGAACAGAAGCCCCUAUUCUCGCCUCGCCCUCUGACCAGCGGGGUGAAGCAGUCGGGGGCGGGGGUGAGUCUAGCCCUCCGGGGCCGCCUGGGUUGGGGCUGUCCACUCAGAGCCGCACCUGUGAGCCGGCGACCAGCGAUCUGAGCAGCAGUUCCUGGUGAGAGUUCCCGCGGGCCGCGCCUUGGUCCUCCAGCGCCUGCUUCGCGAUGCUGCGGGUCUUCAUCCUCUAUGCUGAGAACGUCCACACCCCGGACACCGACAUCAGUGAUGCCUACUGCUCCGCGGUGUUUGCAGGGGUGAAGAAGAGGACCAAAGUCAUCAAGAACAAUGUGAACCCUGUGUGGAAUGAGGGUUUUGAGUGGGACCUCAAGGGUGUCCCCUUGGACCAGGCCUCUGAGCUUCAAGUCGUGGUUAAGGACCAUGAGACAAUGGGGAGGAACAGGUUCCUGGGGGAAGCCAAGGUUCCACUCCGGGAGGUCCUCGCCACCCCCAGCCUGUCUGCCAGUUUCAAUGCACCUCUGCUGGACACCAAGCAGCUCCCCACUGGGGCCUCACUGGUCCUGCAGGUAUCCUACACGCCACCCCCAGGAGCCGUGCCCCUGUUCCCACCACCUGCUUCUCUGGCACCCUCUCCGACACUGCCUGACAUGGACCUGGUGGCUGGUGCGGGACAGAGCUGGGCCGAGACUUGGUCUCUGCUUAGUGACAGCACCGUGGACACGAGAUACUCUGGGAAGAAGUGGCCGGCUCCCACGGACACAGGAGGAGAGGAAGACACUGAGGACCAGGGGUUAACAGGAGAUGAAGCUGAGCCGUUCCUGGAUCAGAGUGGUGCUACAGGCCCAGGGGCACCCACCACACCCAAGAAGCCAGCCUCCCACCCUCCCCCCUACCACCCAGGGAGCAAAAGAAAGAGAAGCACAGCCCCGCCCAGAAAGUUGCUGUCAGACAAGCCACAGGACUUUCAGAUCAGAGUCCAGGUGAUCGAGGGGCGCCAGCUACCUGGGGUGAACAUCAAGCCAGUGGUCAAGGUCACAGCUGCUGGCCAGUCCAAACGAACUCGGAUCCAGAAAGGAAACAGCCCACUCUUCAAUGAGACUCUUUUCUUCAACUUGUUUGACUCUCCCUUGGAGCUAUUUGACGAGCCCAUCUUUAUUACGGUGGUGGACUCACGCUCCCUCAGGACGGAUGCCCUGCUCGGUGAAUUCCGGAUGGACGUAGGCACCGUGUACAGAGAGCCCCGGCACACUUAUCUCCGGAAGUGGCUGUUGCUCUCCGACCCUGAUGAUUUCUCUGCAGGGGCCAGAGGCUACCUGAAAGUUAGCCUGUGUGUUCUGGGGCCCGGAGAUGAAGCUCCACUGGACAGGAAAGACCCCUCUGAAGACAAAGAAGACAUUGAAGGCAACCUGCUCAGGCCCACGGGUGUGGCCCUUCGAGGAGCACACUUCUGCUUGAAGCUCUUUAGGGCUGAGGACUUACCGCAGAUGGAUGAUGCUGUGAUGGACAAUGUCAAGCAGAUCUUUGGCUUUGACAGCAACAAGAAGAACUUGGUGGACCCUUUCGUGGAGGUCAGCUUUGCAGGAAAAAUGCUCUGUAGCAAGAUCCUGGAGAAGACAGCCAACCCUCAGUGGAACCAGAGCAUCACGUUACCUGCUAUGUUUCCCUCCAUGUGUGAAAAAAUGCGAAUUCGUGUCAUGGACUGGGACCGCCUCACUCAUAAUGAUAUUGUGGCCACCACCUACCUGGGUAUGUCAAAAAUCUCUGCCCCUGGAGGAGAAAUAGAAGAGGAACCUGCAGGUGUACUCAAGCCUCCACAAGCCACAGACCUGGAUGACAGCCUGGGCUUCCUCCCCACCUUUGGGCCCUGCUAUGUGAACCUCUACGGCAGCCCCCGGGAGUUCACGGGCUUCCCAGACCCUUACAUGGAGCUCAACACUGGCAAGGGUGAAGGUGUGGCCUACCGAGGCCGGCUUCUGCUGUCCCUAGAGACAAAGCUGGUAGAGCACAGUGACCAGAAGGUGGAGGACCUCCCUGCUGAUGAUAUCCUUCGAGUGGAGAAGUACCUCCGGAGGCGCAAGUACUCCCUGUUUGCUGCCUUCUACUCAGCCACCAUGCUUCAGGAUGUGGAUGAUGCCAUUCAGUUCGAGGUCAGCAUUGGGAACUAUGGAAACAAGUUUGACACCACCUGCCUGCCGCUGGCCUCUACCACGCAGUACAGCCGGGCUGUCUUUGACGGAUGCCACUACUAUUACCUGCCUUGGGGCAACGUGAAGCCUGUGGUGGUGUUGUCUUCCUACUGGGAGGAUAUCAGCCAUCGCAUUGAGACUCAGAACCAGCUGCUCAGGAUCUCUGAACGGCUGGAAGCUGGCCUGGAGCAGGUCCACCUGGCUCUGAAGGCCCAGUGCUCCUCAGAGGACAUGGAUGCCCUGGUGGCUCAGCUGACAGAUGAGCUUAUUGCAGACUGCAGCCAGCCCCUGUGUGACAUCCAUGAGAUACCCUCUGCCACUCACCUUGACCAGUACCUGUUCCGACUGAGAACACGUCACCUGAGCCAGAUCACAGAAGCUGCCCUGGCCCUGAAGCUUGGCCACUGUGAGCUCCCUGCAGCCCUGGAGCAGGCUGAGGACUGGCUUCUGCGUCUCCGUGCCCUGGCUGAGGAGCCCCAGAACAGCCUGCCAGAUAUUGUCAUCUGGAUGCUUCAGGGUGACAAGCGUGUGGCCUACCAGCGGGUGCCCGCCCAUGAAGUCCUCUUCUCCAGGCAGGGUGCCAGCUACUGCGGCAGAAACUGUGGGAAGCUGCAAACAAUCUUUUUGAAAUAUCCCACAGAGGGUGUGCCUGGGGCUCGCAUGCCAGUGCAGAUCCGAGUCAAGCUCUGGUUUGGGCUCUCUGUGGAUGAGAAAGAAUUCAAUCAGUUUGCUGAAGGGAAGCUCUCUGUUUUUGCUGAAACGUAUGAAAACCAGACAAAGCUGGCACUGGUCGGGAACUGGGGCACAACAGGCCUUACCUACCCUAAGUUUUCUGACGUCACAGGCAAGAUCAAGCUACCAAAGGAUAGCUUUCGCCCCUCAGCCGGUUGGACCUGGGCAGGAGACUGGUUCGUGUGUCCAGAGAAGACCCUGCUCCACGAUGCUGAUGCUGGUCAUCUGAGCUUUGUGGAGGAGGUGUUUGAGAACCAGACCCGGCUCCCUGGAGGCCAGUGGAUCUACAUGAGUGACAACUACACAGAUGUGAAUGGGGAGAAGGUGCUUCCAAAGGAUGACAUUGAGUGUCCACUGGGCUGGAAAUGGGAAGAUGAAGAAUGGUCCACAGAUCUGAAUCGAGCUGUCGACGAGCAAGGCUGGGAGUACAGCAUCAUCAUUCCUCCAGACCGAAAGCCAAGGCACUGGGUUCCUGCUGAGAAGAUGUAUUACACUCACCGCCGGCGGCGCUGGGUCCGCCUGCGCAGGAGAGACCUCAGCCAGAUGGAGGCAUUGAAGAGGCACAGGCAGGCAGAGGCCCAGGGUGAGGGCUGGGAGUACGCCUCUCUGUUUGGCUGGAAGUUCCACCUUGAGUACCGCAAGACGGAUGCCUUCCGCCGACGCCGCUGGCGCCGCCGCAUGGAGCCACUAGAGAAGACCGGGCCUGCAGCCGUGUUUGCCCUUGAGGGGGCUCUGGGUGGUGUGGUGGAUGACAAGACUGAAGAUUCCAUGUCAGUCUCCACCCUGAGCUUUGGUGUGAACAGACCCACAAUCUCCUGCAUCUUUGACUAUGGGAAUCGAUACCAUCUGCGCUGCUACCUGUACCAGGCCCGAGACCUGCCUGCCAUGGACAAGGACUCCUUCUCUGAUCCUUAUGCCAUCGUCUCCUUCCUGCACCAGAGCCAGAAGACUGUGGUGGUGAAGAACACCCUGAACCCUACCUGGGACCAAACCCUUAUUUUCUACGAGAUAGAGAUCUUUGGUGAGCCGGCCAGUGUCGCUGAGCAGCCACCCAGCAUUGUUGUGGAAUUGUAUGACCACGACACCUACGGUGCUGACGAAUUCAUGGGCCGCUGCAUCUGUCAGCCAAGCCUGGAACGGAUGCCCCGGCUGGCUUGGUUCCCUCUCAUGAGGGGCAGCCAGCCAGCGGGGGAGCUGUUGGCAGCUUUUGAGCUUAUUCAGAGAGAGAAGCCAGCCAUCCACCAUAUGCCUGGCUUUGAGAUUCAGGACACCUCACGGAUCCUGGAUGAGUCGGAGGACACAGACCUGCCCUACCCGCCACCCCAGAGGGAGGCCAACAUUUACAUGGUUCCCCAGAACAUCAAGCCGGCUCUCCAGCGCACGGCCAUUGAGAUCCUGGCCUGGGGCCUUCGGAACAUGAAGAGCUAUCAGAUGGCCAGCAUCUCCUCCCCUAGCCUCAUGGUGGAGUGUGGAGGUCAGACAGUGCAGUCCUGUGUCAUCAGAAAUCUCCGGAAGAACCCCAACUUCGAUGUCUGCACCCUGUUCAUGGAAGUGAUGUUGCCUCGAGAGGACCUCUACUGUCCCCCGAUCGUGGUCAAGGUCAUCGAUAACCGCCAGUUUGGUCGCCGGCCCGUGGUGGGCCAGUGCACCAUUCGCUCUCUGGAGAAUUUCCUGUGUAACCCUUAUUCAACUGAGAGUCCAUCUCCACAGGGUGGCCCAGAUGACGUGAGCUUACUUAGCCCUGGGGAAGAUGUGCUUAUUGACAUUGACGACAAGGAGCCUCUCAUCCCUGUCCAGCUUGCAGAUGGGCUGUCGAGUUUGACCCCCACUAAUCUGGCAUCUUCUCCAUCCAGUCCUCAUGAGGAGGAGUUUAUUGACUGGUGGAGCAAAUUCUUUGCCUCCAUUGGGGAGAGGGAAAAGUGUGGCUCCUAUCUGGAGAAGGAUUUUGAUACUCUGAAGGUCUAUGACACACAACUGGAGAAUGUGGAAGCUUUUGGGGGCCUGUCUGACUUUUGUAACACCUUUAAGCUCUACCGGGGGAAGACUCAGGAGGAGACAGAAGAUCCAUCUGUCAUUGGGGAAUUUAAGGGUCUCUUCAAAAUUUAUUCCCUCCCAGAAGACCCAGCCAUCCCCAUGCCUCCAAGACAGUUCCACCAGCUGGCUGCUCAGAGCCCCCAGGAAUGCUUGGUUCGUAUCUACAUUGUCCGAGCAUUUGGCCUACAACCCAAGGACCCCAAUGGGAAGUGUGACCCUUACAUCAAGAUCUCCAUUGGGAAGAAAUCAGUGAGUGACCAGGAUAACUACAUCCCUUGUACCCUGGAGCCUGUAUUUGGAAAGAUGUUCGAGCUCACCUGCACCCUGCCUCUGGAGAAAGACCUGAAGAUCACACUCUAUGACUAUGACCUCCUCUCCAAGGAUGAGAAGAUCGGGGAGACGGUCAUUGACCUGGAAAACAGGCUGCUGUCCAAGUUUGGGGCUCGCUGUGGGCUCCCACAGACCUACUGUGUCUCCGGACCGAACCAGUGGAGAGACCAGCUCCGCCCCUCCCAGCUCCUCCACCUCUUCUGUCAGCAGCACAGGGUCAAGGCCCCUGUGUAUCGGACGGACCGUGUGACAUUUCAGGAUAAAGAAUACACCAUUGAGGAGAUAGAGGCUGGCAGACUCCCAAACCCACACCUGGGUCCAGUAGAGGAGCGCCUGGCCCUGCAUGUCCUUCAGCAACAAGGCCUGGUCCCGGAGCAUGUGGAGUCGAGGCCUCUCUAUAGCCCUCUGCAGCCAGAUGUUGAGCAGGGGAAGCUGCAGAUGUGGAUCGACCUAUUUCCAAAGGCACUGGGCCGGCCUGGACCUCCCUUCAACAUCACCCCUCGGAAAGCCAGAAAGUUUUUCCUGCGUUGUAUUAUCUGGAACACAAAAGAUGUGAUCCUGGAUGACCUCAGCCUCACAGGGGAGAAGAUGAGUGACAUCUACGUGAAAGGCUGGAUGGUGGGCUUUGAAGAACACAAGCAGAAGACCGACGUGCACUACCGCUCCCUGGGUGGUGAAGGCAACUUCAACUGGAGGUUUGUGUUCCCCUUUGACUACUUGCUGGCUGAGCAAGUCUGCACAGUUGCCAAGAAGGAUGCCUUCUGGAGACUGGACAAGACAGAGAGCAAGAUCCCAGCGCACGUGGUCUUCCAGAUCUGGGACAAUGACAAGUUCUCCUUUGACGACUUUCUGGGCUCCCUGCAGCUCGAUCUCAACCGCAUGCCUAAGCCAGCCAAGACGGCCGAGAAGUGCUCCUUGGACCAACUGGAUGAUACUUUUCACCCUGAAUGGUUUGUGUCCCUCUUUGAGCAGAAGACAGUAAAGGGUUGGUGGCCAUGUGUAACAGAAGAGGGCGAGAAGAAGGUCUUGGCGGGCAAGCUAGAAAUGACAUUGGAGAUUGUUGCUGAGAGUGAACAUGAGGAACGACCUGCUGGCCAAGGCCGGGAUGAACCCAACAUGAAUCCAAAGCUAGAGGAACCAAGGCGCCCUGACACUUCCUUCCUGUGGUUCACCUCCCCAUACAAGACUAUGAAGUUCAUCCUGUGGCGACGUUUCCGGUGUACCAUCAUCCUCUUCAUCAUCCUCUUCAUCCUCCUGCUCUUCCUGGGUAUCUUUGUCUAUGCCUUUCCGAACUACGCUGCCAUGAAGCUGGUGAAACCCUUCAGCUGAGGACCAUCUACGUUGAAGAAAGGGGCGCGGACUGCCUCCCAGCCGGGGGAUUGGCCACUCCUCCACGCCUCCAGGGCCUAGUGGUCCUUCACAUGCUCCCAAGUUCCUGAGAUCACCCCUCUUUCACCAUCUCUUUCUCCCUCGUCCUGACAUCCUGAUCCCCUUUUGGAUGAGCCUCUUAGGCAUUUCAGAUUAAAGCAGACAGAAUUAACGAACA